This is a messenger RNA of Tripterygium wilfordii, 1058 nucleotides long. Its product is annotated as TLC domain-containing protein 2. Lineage: Eukaryota; Viridiplantae; Streptophyta; Magnoliopsida; Celastrales; Celastraceae. Gene Ontology annotation, cellular component: plasma membrane. The transcript is spliced from 3 exons. The record is from RefSeq and is a predicted model, not a curated record. Bases 86 to 928 code for a protein of 280 amino acids. Gene Ontology annotation, biological process: membrane assembly; regulation of membrane lipid distribution; phospholipid homeostasis.
GCCAACCACAAAAUUAGAUGAAUGUCAUGAAAUCCUCUACAAAUUUCUGUUUGUAUGAAGAAGACGACAAGGGACGGACAAAGAUAUGGCAAGGCCAAGCAGCAACCGAAACGACACCACACAGGCAGGCACUUUUUUCUUGGCCACUCUCGUUCUGUGGUUUGUGUCCGUUUGUUUCGAGAUACUGUUCAACAAUCGCUGGGAGUUGCUUAGCAUCGUUGCUGGUGUUUUCUUUUAUCAAACGGCUAAUUGGGUCAUUCGAUUUUUCGUCUCUCGUGAUCCCCUCUUUGUUAACACCUCUGUUUCACUGCUCCACUCCACCAUUACCUCCGCUUCAGUGGUUUUUAUCUUGGUCAAUCAGUAUGUAGAAAUAGGCUCAAACACAAUGUUUGAGCACUCAGAAUUGUUUGGAGGAACUUGGCGUUGGGCAUAUCCUGCUUUGUGUUUUUCGUGUGGUUACUUUGCCUAUGAUCAGUUAGAUAUGCUGCGAUACCGGUUAUAUAGGGGUUUGAUCCCUGCCAUCCUGGUGCACCAUCUGAUACUCCUUGUUUGCUUUACUCUUGCUCUAUAUCGAAAUGUCACAAUCAACUACCUCAUUCUGACUCUCAUUUGUGAGCUGCAUUCAAUCUUUAUGCACGUGAGAAAAGUGCGACGGAUGGCUGGUGUUCGCGAUGCUAAGAGCAGAGUUGUAAAGAUUGAAUGGGUUUUCAAUUGGGUCACCUUCGCUUUCGCAAGGGUCGUGGCUCAUGUUCUCAUCACCAUCAAGUUGAUUGUAGAUGCUCCCAAGUUUGGCAAGGGAGUGGAGUUGCCACUUGCUUUGUUUGGGAUGUUUGGAAUGAACUUGCUUAAUGCUUUUCUAGGCAUUGAUUUGUUGAAUGCUUUCGCGAGGGAGAGAAAUUUCCAGCAAAAUAAUGAACACAGUGAAUAGCAAAAGGAAGAGGCCUGAUUUGGAAAUUUGUAAUCAUACCUUGAUUCUUCUUCUUCUUUCAGUUUAUUUUUUUUUUAUUUGGCUUGCUUGAUUUUUCACUACGUUUCAAUUAUCACAAAGGUAGUUUCUG